AUGACUGGUUCGCAAUUAAGACAGAAAGAGGACAAUUCCGAAAAUACAGGCGACAAUGAAAACCUUCAAGCGUCGAUUGAAAGAGUCGAGACUAAUACUACAACAAGCGUCGGACCUGAUCUUGGCAAGACCGUCCGUCCUCAAUCCGAGCCUAAUUCUCCACAAGGAGCACCGGUUCGACCACUUGAAAGCAGACCAGCAACAACUGAAAAAUCGACAAAUAAUUUUCGACGAACCGUGCUUAUUUGUCUCGCAGUUUUCGUUUCAGCCAUCUCCGCCAUUUUGAUCAGCAUUUAUCUGAAGUCAUCAACUUCUACAGUAUGUGAUAUGAAGAAAGCAGAAAAUAGAGAUUUCAACAAGUACUAUGGGAUCGCUAACAUGAAAAAUCAUUUCAUAACACCAAGUGCUGAUAACUGCGCGGCGAGCAUUAUAUUCAAACCAGCAUUACCUCAAGCAAUACUGCAACAAGAUCAUUCAGCAAGCUCAUUCUUAACAUUGGCACCCUAUGGUACUGGGAAAACAUUGUUGAGAUGUGAAUAUUACAAAUCACUAAGAUCAGAUGCCUACUUCAAAGUAUUGAUAUUAAAUAAAGAGAUUGAUGGAUAUCUCGAUAGAACAGCUUUAAGAAAACUUCAUACUCUUAGACAAGAUGAGGAUAAAUUGGUUCUGUUAUUAGCAGUUACUGAGGAUAAGAACUUUACAAUCAAAGCAUUAGAAACAACUCGGUCGAUUAAUGUGUUAAAUGAUUUGAGACAUUUUGCAUUGUUUAUGAAAAAUCAUGUUAAAAAAACUGUCGUAUUCAUUAUUGAUGGAAUUGAUGAAAAUCGGUUUUUCUUUAAGGACUUGAACGUUAAUAAACAAUCAUUAGAAUUGUUUUGUCUUUCUUCUCUAUCGCAAGAGAUUAUUGCAAUGGCUAUGGCUGAUAAUUUUUAUUUAUCAAUAUUUUAUCCUAAAAUUGAUGGUAUUGAGAUGGAAAGGGGUAUAAUUCGAAAGGAUAAAUUUCCGACGCUUGUUAUAAAUUGGAAUAUAAAAUCAUUAAUGAAUUAUGCUGAUUACGUUCUGCAAGAAAUGAACAAAAAUGUAUCAGCAAGUCAUUGUAAACUAUUCACAAAUUUUAAAACACUUGUGAACUAUUCUAACACGAAAAAUGCUGAAACCAUCAAUAAAAUUACAACACCAAGAGCACUUCAUUAUUUCAUGCGAGACUUAAUACCGGAAAUGAAUCACUGUGCAAAUGAUGUCCAGGAACCAUUUAUAGCAACUACUGAAAACGUUGAGACUGCUUAUGAAAGCUCAGCUAAAUCUGCUUUUAAAGUUCACUAUAUUAAAGAGUGA
Molecule: messenger RNA, 1335 nt
Organism: Adineta steineri
Lineage: Eukaryota; Metazoa; Rotifera; Eurotatoria; Adinetida; Adinetidae
Source: the annotation of a GenBank genome assembly